GUGGUUGGGCAGCCGGCGCCCGCACGAGCCUCUCGGAGAAGAGGGCUGGGGGCGGGAGAUGACGGCAGUGUGUUCUGUGCUCGGCCCUCUGCGAGCACUGGCUUCCUUCUCCUCGCUGCCCGGGCUGCAGACCUAGCAGGCUCCCUCAUACCCUCCCAAAAGUUAGACUCAGCUUUGGUCAAGGGAUUGCCGUGUGCCGCCUGUGGUCAAACUGAAAGGACUAUUUGAAGUAGACACGGAUACUGCCAUGUCACAGAUGACCAAGUAAAGCGUAAGAAGCUUGGUUUUGUGUUCGGAGUUGAGACCAGUUUGGAGUUGGACUUGACAAAGAAAAUGUAUUCUUAUUUCUCAACAGAGAACUCAACUCUUGCUGCUAAUAUGAAUGGGACUUUAUCUGCAGCGUUAACUCAUGGGUUGAACUCUACCAAUGACCCGCCUUCAAUGUCAAUAACAAGGCUUUUCCCAGCCUUACUAGAGUGCUUUGGCAUAGUCCUCUGUGGCUACAUAGCAGGAAGGGCCAACAUCAUAACAUCAACACAGGCCAAAGGACUGGGAAAUUUUGUCUCCAGAUUUGCCCUUCCAGCUUUAUUAUUCAAAAACAUGGUCGUACUUAAUUUUUCCAAUGUGGAUUGGGCUUUUCUAUAUAGUAUUUUAAUUGGCAAAGCCUCUGUGUUUUUCAUUGUAUGUGUAUUAACCUUAUUGGUUGCCAGUCCUGAGAGUCGAUUUAGCAAAGCUGGACUGUUCCCUAUUUUUGCUACACAAAGUAAUGACUUCGCAUUGGGAUACCCCAUAGUUGAAGCUCUGUAUCAAGCCACGUAUCCCGAAUAUCUCCAGUACAUCUACUUGGUGGCACCAAUAUCUCUUAUGAUGUUGAACCCUAUUGGGUUUAUCUUCUGUGAAAUCCAGAAGUCAAAAGACUCUCAGAACGCUUCUCAAAAUAAAGCAAAGAUUGUGGGACUGGGAUUUCUACGCGUGCUGCAGAACCCCAUCGUAUUUAUGGUCUUUGUUGGCAUCGCCUUCAAUUUUAUUCUCGAUAAAAAGAUCCCUGUAUAUAUGGAAAAUUUUCUUGACGGACUUGCAAAUUCCUUCUCUGGGUCAGCACUGUUUUAUCUCGGUCUGACAAUGGUAGGAAAGAUAAAGCGGCUGAAGAAGUCGGCGUUUGUGGUACUCAUUCUUCUCAUCACAGCUAAACUGCUGGUGCUGCCCCUUCUGUGCAGAGAAAUGGUGGAGCUCCUGGACAAGGGGACCAGUAUCGUGAAUCACACGAGCCUGUCCAAUUAUGCGUUUCUCUACGGCGUCUUCCCUGUAGCCCCAGGGGUGGCCAUCUUUGCGACCCAGUUCAACAUGGAAGUAGAGAUUAUAACCUCAGGAAUGGUAAUAAGUACAUUUGUGUCUGCUCCGAUCAUGUAUGUUUCUGCCUGGUUACUGACCUUUCCCACCAUGGAUGCUAAGCCCCUGGCCUAUGCCAUUCAGAAUGUUAGUUUUGAUAUAAGUAUUAUCAGCCUGAUUUCCUUGAUCUGGUCUCUGGCUAUUCUUCUCUUGAGUAAGAAAUAUAAGCAGCUUCCUCAUAUGCUUACAACUAAUUUACUCAUUGCUCAGUCUAUUGUUUGUGCUGGAAUGAUGAUAUGGAAUUUUGUUAAAGAAAAAAAUUUUGUUGGACAAAUUUUGGUGUUUGUUCUACUGUACAGUUCCCUGUACAGCACCUAUCUCUGGACAGGCCUUCUAGCACUUUCUUUGUUCCUUUUAAAAAAGCGCGAGAGCAUGCAGAUCCCCGUGGGCGCCAUUAUCAUCGCUGGCUGGGGCAUCCCCGCCCUCCUGGUUGGCGUGCUUCUGAUAUCUGGAAAACACAAUGGAGACAGCAUUGACUCGGCCUUCUUCUACGGAAAAGAGCAGAUGAUCACCACGGCAGUCACCCUGUUCUGCAGCAUCCUGAUAGCAGGCGUGUCACUCAUGUGCAUGAACCGUACCACCCAGGCUGGUCGCUAUGAAGGCUUCGGCCAGUCUCAGAACCACAAGCCAGGAGAGCCUGGAAGCGCCACGUUUGAGGAGAGCCCAGCACCAACGAGCGAACCAGAACGCUUCCCAAGCACUAUUCCAGAGACAAGUUGCUGUUCUUGCUCCUUGGGAAAUGGUGAACUGCGCUGUCCAUCCGUAGAGCCAGCAACACGUGCAAGUAUCGGCGGGCCUGUGCCUUCUUCUUUUGAGAAAACCGACCCCUGUGUGAGUCGCUGUGACUCCCAGAGCUGCAUCCUGGCCCAGGAAGAGGAGCAGUACCUGCAGAGUGGAGACCCACAACUGACUCGACACGUCCUGCUGUGUUUGCUCCUCAUCAUUGGCCUAUUCGCUAACCUCUCUAGUUGUUUGUGGUGGCUCUUCAACCAUGAGACUGGACGCCUCUAUGUUGAAUUACAGUUUUUCUGUGCUGUGUUUAACUUUGGCCAGGGAUUUAUUUCCUUUGGAAUCUUCGGCUUGGACAAACAUUUAAUCAUCCUUCCUUUCAAAAGAAGGCUUGAAUUUCUGUGGAGUGGUAAAGAAACAGCAGAAAACAGAGAAUCCCCCGUUUCUGAGGAAAUAAAAAUGACCUGUCAACAAUUUGUACAUUACCACCGUGACCUGUGCAUUCGAAACAUCGUCAGAGAAAGAAGGUGUGGUGCAAAGACUUCCGCUGGGACCUUCUGCGGCUGUGACCUGGUGAACUGGCUCAUCGAAGUCGGCCUUGCGUCUGACCGUGGCGAAGCUGUCAUCUACGGAGACAGACUGGUGCAAGGGGGCGUCAUCCAACACAUCACCAACGAAUAUGAGUUCCGGGACGAGUACUUGUUCUACAGAUUUCUUCAGAGGAGUCCUGAACCGAGUCCUCCCGCGGUGACUGUAAGCAACCCCCACCAGGAAAGCUAUAAGGAAAUUGGCCACUCAUCUCUGCCCUCCCUCUCCCCGAAGGCUUAAAUUACGAAGGAGAGAACCCUCUGAAUUACCAAUUACAAAGGAGCAACCCUCUAGCCUCAUGUCCAGUACUUUUAGCUGUGGGACCUUGGGUUAGCUUUCUGAGCCUCAGUCAUCUCUUCUGUAAAAUGACAAAUGCCUCCCAGCCCCCAUGCUGACAUGUCCUAACUUCAUGUGAAGCACCGAGGAAACCGACAGGGGAAAACCUCCAGUUCGGAGUGCUGACAAUGAGCGCAGUCAUGGCUGCGGAUAAAGUCCCAACACUUUAAAGUCAUUUCUUUCUGCAACUGUUUGUCAUGAUUUCCAAGCCAGCAUCCAACGGACUGUUAUUUUAGAUUGCCAAUUGUCACAUUUGCUGCUCUCAGAUGAACCUUAAGACAACUUUACAAGUAUCAACAGAUUUUUAUUUAUUCUAGUAAAAAGCUUUUAUUUUUCUUUCCACUUCAUUGACAAACACUACCCAUUUAAAAAUUAAAACUACUGUUUUGCAUUUGAGACAAGGUCUCAUAUAGCCAAUGAUGGCUUUGAACACCUGAUCUUCCUGCCUUCUGCCUCCUGAGUUCUGGGCUUAUUGGUGUUAUCACCAUGACUGGCUCACCUCUGUAUUUUUUUAAAGUAAUUUUUAAAUUUAUUUUUGAUAAAACACCAAUUUUAAAAGUUUGUCUUUUCUUGCCUUUUAUCUAAUGUGUGCCAAUAAGAAGAGCAUAAAAACAUUAUCUCUAUAAUCUUUCAAGUUAAAUUUUUUAAGUAAUUUGAAAAUAUCCAUUUAACUGCUAUGCAAGAAAUAUUGUCAUGAGAUAUACUACUUCUGGUACUUUCAAAGUAUUGUAUUGUAGAAGAAAAAUCUACUUUAUUCCCUACAUUGAGAAAGAAUAGAGUCAGAAAUUUAAAGUUCUAAAGCUAGCAUCCUACCUUUAGAAGUUAGCCUUCUGUGUGUGUAUCCAUGUCUAAAAGGUUAUAAGUCUAAAAAUUACUAAAUGUUGCUUAGUCCAUGAAGACUUUUGAAACAAAAUGGCACUAGAAAGCUCUAAGGAACAGGAAGGCUUCUCACAGGCCCGGAGGCUGGUGGUGCAAGGUGAAAGCAGCGGCUCGCUCAGCAUCUGGUGAGGCCCCUUCAGGUCCACAGACGGAGCCGCACAUGCCACGAGGGAAAGGCUCUGGUCUCCUGGCCCUGGGGAGAACAACCCCAUCUCAACACCUCUUCCCCAGGCCUCCUCACUGGGGUUAGGUUUUGAAGAGACAGACCAGAACGGCCUCAGGUAAAGUUUCACCUCGGGUAAUUUGCACAUUCUUUGAACAGCUACUUCAUUAUUAGACAUCAGUGAUGCUUUAACUUAUUUUAAAUGUUAUUUAUCUCAUUUUAGUGUUUCAUAUAUAAAGGCCACUUAGGAAAUCAUUUAUGGGGCUAGUGCCCUGGCCCCUUUAGUGUAGCAAAUUCAUAAUUAAAAGAAAACCUUGCAUGGAGGCCUAGCGUAUUUAAAAAGAAAUGAUGCUGUUUUUAUGUUCUGAUCACGGAAUUGAGAUGUUUUAGGCAGAACGAUGUCACCAUAAAACUUAGGGGGAAAAAAGAGACAUGCCCCACUGUCCUCAUCAUGCCCAGGGUACGCACAGGCGCCUGCCCUAGCACCUCCAGUGGCACAACACAGCAUUCACAUGCACGCGGGCGGCUCUAAUUCAAGUGGGGCAAUUUGUUUGUUUGUGACUAAACUGUAUUAAGUAUGUUCUUUUAUUUGCACAAAUGGAAUCUGAAACAUUAUUUUCCCUGAGAGAUUCUAAAAGAAAACCAUAGAUCAGAGUGACCUGCAGUUUCUGAUGGUAAAGGCUGUUAAGCAAUGUUUAUAGGAUUAAGGUUAAGCUAAUUUUAUUAAAUGAAAAUAUUUGUAUGUUACUUUCUCACUGACAGCACGUUUCCCAAUAAAAUACCUAUUUUAACUUUC
Meriones unguiculatus (Mongolian gerbil) is the source of this 4880-nucleotide messenger RNA. RefSeq names its product G protein-coupled receptor 155 (gene Gpr155). The record is from RefSeq and is a predicted model, not a curated record. The coding region runs from base 334 to 2946 and encodes 870 amino acids. The transcript is spliced from 17 exons. Gene Ontology annotation, cellular component: membrane. Gene Ontology annotation, biological process: intracellular signal transduction; transmembrane transport. NCBI's taxonomy places the organism in Eukaryota, Metazoa, Chordata, Mammalia, Rodentia, Muridae.